Messenger RNA from Adineta steineri, 1068 nucleotides. The record is from the annotation of a GenBank genome assembly. Lineage: Eukaryota; Metazoa; Rotifera; Eurotatoria; Adinetida; Adinetidae.
AUGACUACAUACCAUCGUAAAAUAACAAAACGAAUGUUUUGUUCACCUCUCAUCUGUUAUAUAUGUGGUGAUGGAGCACGAGGUAUAAAUUUUGAUGUUAUCACUUGUAUGUCUUGUAAAGCCUUUUUUCGACGAAAUGCAUUACAAUCAUUAAAUGUAUUACGAUGCAGAUGUAAAUCUAAUUGUGAAAUAACAAUAGAAACACGAAAGAAUUGUCCUGCUUGUCGAUUACAAAAAUGUUUGAAAUUUGGUAUGAAAUCCAAAUUAAUUCGUUUGGAUUCUCUAGCAUUUACACAAGACAUACAAUUACCAAGACCUCGACCAUUAAAUCUUCUUCAAAAUGAUUAUUCAACAUUUACCGUUGAUCAAUGGAAUCUUUUAUCUAAUGUUAUCAAUGUUUGUAAUGAAUAUAACAUUAUAAAUGAUAUUAAAUGUUUACUUAUAGAAUAUUAUUCUUUACCAGUUCGAUUACGUGUAAAACCAUUAAUAGCAUUAAGUUAUAUGAAUAAAUCUCUUUCAACUAUUCAAACAAUACUUAAACGAUCACCUUAUUUUCAUUCAUUAUCAUUAAAUUCUCGUCGAUCACUUAUACAGAAUAAUAUAUAUCUUACAACUAAUUUAAAUUCUAUUUUUGUUAGUUCUGAAAUUGAUCGUUGGAAUAAUAUGAAUUUUGCAAUGUCAUUUAAUACCUUACUUGGAACUGAUUGUUUUACCCAAUUUUCUGCAAUAUUAAAACGAUUAGAUUCAAAUUGUAUAUCUAUGAAAUUAAUGUUAUUUAUUAUUGUUUUCUCAAGUAAUUGUUCUAUUAUUAUCUUUAAUAAUCAACAAAAUCUUAAAAAUAAAUCAACUUCAAUUGAAUUAAUACAAAUUCAAAAUAUAUUUGUAACUUUACUAUGGAAAUAUUUAAUUUAUCAAUACGGAUAUACGGAAGCUAUACGUCGUUAUUGUUCUCUCAUAAAAUUUGUAUUGGAUAUUCUGUGUGAAAACGAAAAAUUAACUAAUAAUGAAAUUUAUCAUCAAAUACUCAAUACAUUUAUAAUACAAACAGAAAAUUUGUUAAUUCUAUAA